Podarcis lilfordi (Lilford's wall lizard) is the source of this 762-nucleotide messenger RNA. Lineage: Eukaryota; Metazoa; Chordata; Lepidosauria; Squamata; Lacertidae. The record is from the annotation of a GenBank genome assembly.
AUGGCUUUUGGGCUGCCCAAGGUUCCCUACCACGGGCAAGGGCCAGCCAGCAGUGGCUCUGCCCAUGAACUGCCCCUGACUCCGCCAGCUGAGCCCACCUACUCCUUUGAGCUGUCGCCUGUCAAGAUGCUGGCACCCACAGUGCCACACUCUUAUGCCUUCCCAGAGGCCCAGGACUUCUCUAGCUUUUUGCAAGGGCCCCGGCCUUUGGGCCCAGCUCCUCCUCCAGGAACCACCUCCACGGAUGAUGGCCCUUGGUGGAGCCUGCAGCAACCAGGCAACUUCUCUCUGGGCCGGCCGCUGGUCCUAAGCCCCCAGCCCCCUCUUGCUGCUCUCCUGCAGGGCACUCCCAAGGGGCUCCUGGGUACCACUCGCCGCUGCCGCCGCUGCAAGUGCCCCAACUGCCAGGCAGUGAAUGGAGCCAGCGAGGAGCCAGGCAGAAAGAAGCAACACAUCUGCCACCUGCCAGGCUGUGGCAAGGUCUAUGGCAAAACGUCCCACCUGAAGGCCCACCUCCGCUGGCACGCGGGCGAACGCCCCUUCAUCUGCUCCUGGCUCUACUGUGGGAAAAGUUUCACCCGCUCGGAUGAGCUGCAGAGGCACCUUCGGACGCACACAGGCGAGAAGCGCUUCGGCUGCCAGCUGUGCCCCAAGAGGUUUAUGCGGAGCGACCACCUAGCAAAGCAUGUCAAGACCCACCAAGGAAAGCGAAUGCGGGGCAUGGCCAUGGUGGCGGCAGCAGUGGGCAUCAAGCAGGAGUGA